This is a messenger RNA of Lasiodiplodia theobromae, 945 nucleotides long. RefSeq names its product Uracil-DNA glycosylase-like protein. The transcript has a single exon. Gene Ontology annotation, molecular function: mismatch base pair DNA N-glycosylase activity. The record is from RefSeq and is a predicted model, not a curated record. The coding region runs from base 1 to 945 and encodes 314 amino acids. NCBI's taxonomy places the organism in Eukaryota, Fungi, Ascomycota, Dothideomycetes, Botryosphaeriales, Botryosphaeriaceae. Gene Ontology annotation, biological process: base-excision repair, AP site formation.
AUGGUUCGGACGCGCGCCAGCAAAACAAAGCUAGCGGAGCUGCCCGCAAACGCCGAGUCAACACCGCCCGGCGACGACUCACGAUCCGAGCCUGACACGGCCAUGCACGAGAGACGAGACAUCACCCGACCGGCCUCCACCUUCAACGGCCGCCUCCAGCAAUUCCACUACCCCGACAGUGAGACCACCAGUCCGGGGGAGACGGCUUCUCCGCAAGCCAGCUCCUCCAGACUGAAGCGAGCCAGGACCACCCCAGGUCUCACCACCAGCCCCGACCGCGCGGCCGCGCAAUCUCCCGCGAAAAAGCGACGUGCCUCCAGCAAAUAUGCCCCGCCGUCUCAGUAUGCCCACCUCAAGCCGCUGACGGACAUUCUCGAGCCCGACCUGAUCUGCGUGUUUGUCGGUUUUAACCCGGGUGUGCGGACCGCGACCGCCGGCCAUGCAUACGCCCAUCCGUCAAACCUGUUUUGGAAGUUGCUGCACUCAUCCGGCUUGACCGAUCGACUGUGCCGCCCGGAAGAGGACGUCGAUCUGCCGCGCUUGUACUCAAUGGGAAACACUAACCUUGUGUCGCGUCCAAGCAAGAAUGAGGCCGAGCUGUCCAAGGCUGAGCAGGCCGCCGGUACCCCGAUUCUCGAGGCCAAGAUCCGGGAGUACAAACCCGAAGCCGUGUGCAUCGUGGGCAAGGGCAUCUGGGAGUCCAUCUGGCGAUGGCGCUACGGCCGCAACCCCUCCAAGGCCGAGUUCAAGUACGGCUGGCAAGACGACCAGGAGAACAUUGGCAAGGACCAUGUCUGGCAAGGUGCGCGUGUUUAUGUCGCCACGGCGACCAGCGGGCUUGCCGCCUCCACCAGCCCAGCCGAGAAGGAGGCCAUUUGGAGACCGUUCGGCCAGUGGGUCAAGCAAAGACGGGAAGAGCGUUCCACAGCAUCAUCAUCCAGCUGA